AGUCAACUCUUCUUCAUCAACCCUCUCAUAUUUUUGUCAUGUUUCAUUAACUAAAAGGGCACCGGUGAAAAAUGUUUUGAAUUUCUUUCUGUUUUGUUGUUCUCAUUUUCCCUAUUUUUUUUCUCUGUUAAGUUUUCCUAUUUUUUGGAGCAUGUUAAUGAGAGAGGAGGGAGGGAUCGGGGCCUUGUUGCUUUUGGGAUGUGAUUUUAAGGAGAUAAUUUAGGAGAUAAUGGUGGGGUUAUUCUGGAGAUUUUAGAAAGGGUUUCGUUGGUUUUUCUUCUUUCUUCUUCUUCUUCUUCUUCUUCUUCUCUCUGUUUCUUUUGUUGGGUGAUGGUGAGCUGGGUUUUGGUGUACUGUUGUUUGGAUCUGAGGAGAUUGAGAAGUUAAAGUUUCGAGGGGAGUGUGCGUGUUUGUUUAGUGGUGAUGGAGAGGAAGGUUGGGGUGUGGCUGAUCUUUCUGCUGCAUCCAUUAUGGCUGGCUUUGGGUAAUACCGAAGGUAAUGCUUUGCACAGCCUGAGAAGCAACUUGAUUGAUCCAAACAAUGUCCUGCAGAGUUGGGAUCCUACCCUUGUCAACCCUUGCACAUGGUUUCAUGUCACCUGCAACAAUGAUAAUAGUGUUAUAAGAGUUGAUCUUGGAAAUGCUGCUUUGUCUGGUCAGCUUGUUCCGCAACUUGGCCUGCUUAAAAACUUGCAAUACUUGGAGCUCUACAGUAAUAACAUAAGCGGACCAAUUCCUGGUGAUCUUGGUAACUUGACUAGCUUGGUGAGCUUGGAUCUUUACUUGAAUAGUUUUACUGGUCCCAUCCCAGAAAGUUUGGGCAAGCUGUCAAAAUUACGAUUUCUCCGGCUUAACAACAACAGCUUGACGGGUCGCAUUCCUAUGCCAUUGACUAAUAUUUCAUCACUUCAAGUGUUGGAUCUAUCAAACAACCGUCUCUCUGGCGUUGUUCCAGAUAAUGGUUCCUUCUCAAUGUUCACUCCCAUCAGUUUUGCUAAUAAUUUGGAUUUGUGUGGGCCAGUUACUGGGCAUCCUUGCCCAGGUUCUCCCCCAUUUUCACCUCCUCCUCCGUUUGUUCCACCAACCCCAAUUUCCUUACCAGGUCGCACAAGAGUGCAAAGAAAUUUAUGAGAAUUCGCUUGUGGAUGGAAACCCUCCAAGGGCUGGUUUUGUGUUCCCAAAAGUGAAGUACUUGUCAGCUUCUAAAGGUUAUCUCUGGCGAAAGCUUACUUAGUUCAACUACAAAUGCCAAUAUUGUACGUGGAUCACAACUGCUGUAAAUUUUUUACUCUGUUCAUUCCAAGUGAUAAAUUGAUUUAUAUUACAUUUCUCAAUAACCUCUACGCUUAUUAAUCUUUGUAUUUAUGCAUUUCUGGCUAAUAAAUUCAAUUGUUACUUAAAA
Messenger RNA from Hevea brasiliensis (rubber tree), 1402 nucleotides. Its product is annotated as somatic embryogenesis receptor kinase 2. Bases 424 to 1131 code for a protein of 235 amino acids. The record is from RefSeq and is a predicted model, not a curated record. Gene Ontology annotation, molecular function: protein binding. Lineage: Eukaryota; Viridiplantae; Streptophyta; Magnoliopsida; Malpighiales; Euphorbiaceae. The transcript has 8 exons.